CAACUGUUCGAAGCCAGUCUUGAUUCACAGACGGUAUUGUUUGUAAGCGCCCGCUCCAGACGGCCUCGAUUUAGUGAACUCACAACAUAAGUGAGUCAUAUUUUUCGUCAGAACGAAAUACAUGUUGUAUUGAUCAUGUAUAGAUUCAAGUAGCAGUUUAUAUUUAGUGAGCGAAAAAAAAAGUAAAUAUGCAGAAAGUUGGAAAAGUUUGCCCACGGAAAAGUACUUGGUCGACCGAAAUAGUAUUAGUAUUAUUUGUGUUGCAAGCAUUUGACGCCACAAACGGCACGAUACUUAGUGAAAGUGAUGAAAACAGUUUCGGUGUCGAUGAUUACUACGGCGAGAACCAGCAUAAACAUUUGCUUAUGACCAUCGAUUGGAGCAAAAGCGGUGUGACCCGAAUUGAGCAGCGAGACGAGCUGCUUGUGAAAUUGGUGUCGUGCGAAGAAGAGUGCUGGAAGCAGGGAGUCCCCGCCGCAUUCGACGGCAGAGCCAGUGUCGUCAAUCGUAAUGCUACACAUUUACUCGUGUCGGUGAAAUUCUACGACGCUCAGCAUAAAUUACUCACAGCCGAUAGAUUUCUUCAAGAUAAUAACGGCCAGAUAGCUGGUGUGUGUGCGGCUCACGAGCGGGGUGCUUUUGGUUUGUUUUAUUCGCCGAUUUCUUUCGCACAACGCGAGAAACGUCUACAACGCAGUAUUCCGCCGGCUGACGGGGAAGGGAAGGGCCAGAAGUUGGUCAUAAUUGGUCUUCGAAUAGAACAUACUGACAGCGAGCCGGCGUGGGACGAUGGUGUCCCGUCGGUGUUGAGCCAAUCGCCCGUCACGCUACGACUCUUCGGUACGGGAUUGAACAAGGACAUCGUAAUCGUUUUUACACGAGAGCACAACCCGUACGGCGGUUCCUGUCUUGUUCCAGUUACGGACAAAUUUAGAGUUAAAGACGUUAGCAAUUACAGUGCGUUGGUGGACAUUACGCUUCCGGCGGUAUCGAAUGGAAAGUAUUUCUACGCGUGUGCAAAAUAUGAGCCGGAUACUGUUUCUUCCGAGCAAGCGGCCCAACUUGUCGAACCCUUCAUUCACCAGGGUUCGUCCCCGUGGAUGCGGAUGACCAGCCACGAACCAUUCCUCCCCCUGUGGGUUUCGAUCGUUAUUAUCGGAUUGUGUCUAACGUUUUCAGCUCUGUUCUCCGGUCUCAACCUUGGGUUGAUGUCAUUGGACCGAACGGAUUUAAAAAUCCUAUGCAACACCGGUACCGACGAGGAAAAACGUUACGCGCAGGCUAUCCAACCGGUGCGAGACCACGGAAAUUAUUUACUUUGCAGUAUUCUACUAGGGAAUGUCCUAGUAAACUCCACAUUCACCAUUCUACUCGACAGUUUGACAUCGGGCCUGAUAGCGGUCAUCUUUUCCACCAUUGCCAUUGUGAUAUUUGGCGAGAUAACACCACAGGCGAUCUGUUCCCGUCACGGGCUUGCGGUCGGCGCUAAGACAAUACUCAUCACCAAAGCUGUCAUGCUGAUAACGUUCCCACUAUCUUAUCCGACGUCGAAAAUAUUGGAUUAUAUGCUGGGUGAAGAGAUUGGCAAUUUCUACAAUCGCGAACGACUCAAAGAGCUUGUCAAAGUGACCACCGAUAUAAACGAUUUGGACCGGGACGAGGUGAAUGUCAUCUCGGGGGUACUGGAACUGCGCAAGAAAACCGUCGAGGACGUUAUGACGCGCAUCGAAGACGCAUUUAUGCUAUCUUUAGACGCGGUGUUGGAUUUCGCUACCAUCACAGAGAUACUGAAGUCGGGCUUUUCUCGCAUACCAGUGUAUGAGAACGAUAGGACGAACAUCAUCACGCUACUGUACAUAAAAGAUUUGGCUUUUGUUGAUCCAGAUGAUAACACUCAGCUGAAGACGCUUUGUGAAUUCUACCAAAACCCGUGCCAUUUCGUGUUCGAAGAUGUGACGCUGGAUGUUAUGUUUAAGCAGUUUAAAGAGGGCCACAAAGGCCAUAUGGCGUUUGUGCACCGUGUGAACAACGAAGGCGAGGGUGAUCCAUUUUACGAAACGGUUGGUUUGGUCACGCUGGAGGAUGUCAUCGAAGAGCUGAUUCAGGCGGAAAUCAUGGACGAGACGGAUGUGUUCACUGACAACCGCAGAAAAGUACGAAGGACUCGCACCAAUCGACAGGACUUCACCUUGUUUGCCCAAAGUCGGGACACUCAUUCCCAGCGUUUGCGCAUUUCUCCCCAGCUUACGUUGGCUACAUUCCAGUACCUGAGCACUUCCGUAGACGCAUUCAAGGCAGACAGCGUGUCGGAAACGAUUCUGCGUCGUUUGCUGAAUCAGGACAUCGUUCAUCAUGUCAAGUGUAAAGGUAAAGAUAGAAACGAUCCGAGCAUGUUCAUCAUCACCCGCGGCAAACCGGUGGACUUCUUCGUGCUCAUACUGGAAGGACGCGUGGAGGUAACGGUUGGCAACGAGAAUCUUGUGUUCGAAAGUGGCCCAUUUACUUUCUUCGGCACGCAAGCGUUGAUCCAGAACGCUGGAGUGGACGUCGUCGUGGACACGUCCCAUCAAAUCAUGGGCUCCCUGCAGUCACUCAAUAUUGAUGCUUUACUGCGGCACACCUUUAUACCGGACUACACCGUGAAAGCGGUCAGUGAUGUCAUAUAUAUUCAAAUCAGUCGGAACUUGUACUUAGCGGCAAAACGUGCCACUCUUAUGGAGCGUUCCCAGCGUCUCGGCGAUCCACCAUUGGACCCAAUCGACGACGAGGUGGAAAAGUUGCUACAUUCGUUGGACGAGGAUGAUCGUAGCGUUGGAGCGGACACAGCGAAUUUGCAAACCCCGAAGGCAAGCAAGCCAACCAGCAACGCGCCAUCACCGACGUGUGUUACUUCCGAGAGGCCAACGCCAGAUCAUAACAACGGCCCCCUGCCGCAUGCUGCUGGACCAUUGAACUUAAAUGCUAUUAACACGCGCAGCCACAGUUUGGCUGUGACCGCCCUUCAGCAUUCGCUUGACGAUUCGGACAAACCGUUGCUGACUCGAUCCAAAUCCUAAGAGAUGUACAUUUAUCGAAUUUGUAUAACAAUAAGUUGAGAGUAAUGUUUGUAGUCAAAACAAAAAAAAAAACACUUUACUAUAAUUAUUAUUGCUGAGAAACAGAUCAAAUCUAUCAUUACAUACAAACAUUAACAAAGGUUUUUUUGAAUUAUCAUUUCUACUAAGAAAAAAACACACUAAUGAUACAUAGUGCGUAAGCAAAAGUUUCACAAUUGUUGCCCGGCGAGAUGUCGGCGUUUGAAAGUUGUGUUCAUUCCCACAUCAUCUCUUUUGAACUCCAAAUCGCAUUUUUCCACAUUUUCUUUGUGAGAUGGAUCCAGAUUACUAGAUUUUAUUGUGCGGCCAGUAAGCAGCUUAAGUUAACGUAAGAGUUAUGUUCCUUCUUAGAGAGAAGUAUGUUGCCUUAUUUUUACUCGCUAAAUUGUUAUGUGUAUCACAAACUUCAUCGAAGUACCAAAUCGUUUUUUCAUCGAGAAGAAUUAAUAUAAUAGUUGACCCGUGUACCCAGACCUUCAUUGAUUGUUGUUAUCACGGCCCGAAACCAAAGCAAGUAUUAUCGAACA
This is a messenger RNA of Toxorhynchites rutilus septentrionalis, 3622 nucleotides long. It is a transcript of the gene uex, whose product is annotated as unextended protein. The record is from RefSeq and is a predicted model, not a curated record. The coding region runs from base 189 to 3056 and encodes 955 amino acids. Gene Ontology annotation, biological process: transport; magnesium ion homeostasis. Gene Ontology annotation, cellular component: plasma membrane. The transcript has a single exon. Gene Ontology annotation, molecular function: transmembrane transporter activity. NCBI's taxonomy places the organism in Eukaryota, Metazoa, Arthropoda, Insecta, Diptera, Culicidae.